AUGUCUUACCGAUUUUCUUACAACAGAAGACGACAUGAUAAUAAUAGAAUACGUCUUCCUGGUGGUGCAGGUGUUCAUGCUCCACAUAUAAAUUUAACUUAUAUUGAUAAUGAUGUGCAUAUAGAAUUAAAAAAGGUUAUUCAAUCAGGUGAAAGACGUACACUCAUUCUGACAGCUGAACAAUUUUUUGAAAUUUCACAGAACAACGAUGAAAUUAAACGUGCUGGAGGAGAGAUUGCUAAUUAUCAUGGAAGUAAUAGUACAACACAGCCAGCUAAGGAAGUUGGUUUAUUUAAAUUUAUUUCACGGUCUGAUUCUGAGGAUAAUAAAUGUGAACAUAUGUAUGAAUGGGAAGUACCAAAUUCAAAAUUGAGAGUGAGUGUACGUAAUCGUCGAAGUGAUGGUAAACGACCAAUUAAUACAGAAUUUGUUGUUGAAAUACGAGUGUUCAGUACAAAUGGUUUACCCACUGAUGAAGGUAUUAUGAUGGCAUGGCAUAAUUUUGAGGGUACAUUUGUUGAUCAUCAAAGAGAACGACAAGAACGAAUUCAACAAAUACGUAGGAAUGGAGUAUUGAAUCCUUUAGCAAGAUUGAACGCCAACGGUGCUUCAAGUGCAACUAGUGCUGCUGCUACAACUACUGCUACUGUUUCUUUAUCUUCAACAUUUACAGGAAACUUGCCUACCUGGACAAUUCAAGAAGAGUUUGUUAAUAAGGUGACAUAUUCAUGUGUUAUCUGUAUGGAUACUUAUGUGGAAGGUGAUACAGUGAAUGGUUUACCAAACUGCAGUCAUUAUUUUCACUCAUCAUGUAUUGGAACAUGGUUAGUUGGAAGUGACCAGUGCCCUGUGUGUCGAGCAAAAGUUUAG
Messenger RNA from Adineta steineri, 870 nucleotides. The record is from the annotation of a GenBank genome assembly. NCBI's taxonomy places the organism in Eukaryota, Metazoa, Rotifera, Eurotatoria, Adinetida, Adinetidae.